This is a messenger RNA of Pomacea canaliculata, 8242 nucleotides long. RefSeq names its product polycomb protein SCMH1-like. Gene Ontology annotation, molecular function: protein binding. NCBI's taxonomy places the organism in Eukaryota, Metazoa, Mollusca, Gastropoda, Architaenioglossa, Ampullariidae. The coding region runs from base 95 to 1810 and encodes 571 amino acids. Gene Ontology annotation, cellular component: nucleus. The transcript is spliced from 12 exons. Gene Ontology annotation, biological process: regulation of DNA-templated transcription. The record is from RefSeq and is a predicted model, not a curated record.
CGAGACUAACAAGUCUCGCGAGAUUUUGAGUAGCGAAAUGGCGAAGUGUUGAUGUUGUCUGGCGAAACUCUUCGCACCGCGUGCAUUUGCAGAAAUGGCCUCAAGUUCAAGGGGAUCAUCUUAUCAGUAUGAAUCUCAAGGGAGCUUUUCUUGGGACAAAUAUCUAAAUGAAACUAAUGCCACCCCAGCACCCAUUACUUGCUUUAAACAAUGGCCUGUACCACCAGCCAAUGAGUUUGGGUUCACCAUGAAACUGGAGGCAUGUGACCCUCGUAAUUUGACAUCAAUCUGUGUGGCAACAGUUGUUGGAAUGCAAGGGCCUCGCUUACGACUAAGGCUAGAUGGAAGCGAUAACAAAAACGAUUUUUGGCGACUGGUCGAUUCGUCUGACUUGCAUCCCAUUGGCUACUGUGAAUCACAUGGUGGUUUGCUACAGCCUCCUCUUGGCUUCAGAAUGAAUCCUUCAUGCUGGCCUUCAUUCUUACAGAAAACACUGAAUGGAGCGAAAAUUGCUCCAGAACGCUGCUUCAAAAAAGAACCACCAACACCCAAAAGUAACUAUUUUGAAGUGGGGAUGAAGUUAGAGGCUGUUGAUCGGAAAAACUCGCAGCUCAUAUGUCCAGCCACAGUGGGUGCUGUUAAUGGAAACCAAAUCCAUGUGACUUUUGAUGGUUGGCGAGGAGCAUUCGACUACUGGUGCCAAUAUGAUAGUCGUGACAUUUUCCCGGUCAAAUGGUGUGCUUCUUCAGGACAUCCACUUCAGCCACCAGGACAGAAAGGAAUGCCAACUAAAACCUCUAAACAAAUGAAGGAGUCAGAUUUGGUGUUAAAUAUUCUGCCACCAGCCAUGGGGACACCACUACCCUCACCAUCUCCUACAUCUCCCAACACUUCCACUACUUCAAACGAACGCCAGGCACAAUCGCCAAGUGACCUUAGUCACCCAUCUACACCUAUGCUUGUCACUGUCUCAGAACCAGACACCAGCUCUGGACAGGGAGGCUCUAAUGUCUGUGUCUAUGUUAAUCAUGGCUGCUAUUGUGGCAGUUAUCUGAACCCACGCAGAGUGUCUAAUCUACCAUCACAGCUGGGCCCUGGCACUUUGAGUCGGGUGUUACAAGAAUGUGUGCAAAAUUGCAUAGACUGUGCUGUACAGGAACGGCAGGUUUACAACUUGGUAAAAGAAGGCAGCAGUAAAGUUAUCAUUACAGCUACCAUGGGAGGAAAGACAUACACAAAGCGCCUCAUUGCAGUGGAGAGGGUGUCUACCUUUUGGUCAUUCCUGGAGGGUCUGCUGGAAGAGCUUGGUGCAUGUGAAAAUCUUUUCUCAGGGCAGCCUCUGGCUGGACCUUGUCCCAAGUGCAUAAGACAGCGCCAGAUGACACCAUCUGGAUCAGGAGCUGCUUCUCAUACUUCAGAAGAUGAUCUUCCUGUACCUGAUCCUCAUGGGUUUAGACGUAGAUGGUCAACUGAAUCUGGGGACAGUCUGAGAGGAGCUAAGAUGCUCAAAAUGGACCGCCGAUAUUCAGCUUUUGAGGCAGAAGCAAGCUCAACAACAGGUGAUAAUCACAGCUUGGCACCACGUUCCUCUGACCCAACACUGUGGUCAAUUGAAGAAGUUGUGCAGCACAUCAGUGAAACAGAUGCUGGCCUGGGGACACACAUGGAACUCUUUCGGAAGCACGAAAUUGAUGGAAAAGCCUUCAUGCUGCUGAACAGUGAGAUGAUGAUGAAAUACAUGGGCCUAAAGUUGGGUCCUGUUCUUAAGCUGUGCAACAUCAUUGAAAAACUCCGUGUGCGCACAAAGUGAUCUGCUAUUACCAUCCAGUCCAGUUGCACAGAAAUAACAGAAGUGUGUAUUUUAGUUGGGAGCCCUUUGAAGAUUCUUAUGAAUUUGCAGCAUUUUUUUCAAAACAUUUUAUAUGAAGCUUUAAGCAGUGUAGUUCACACACAGCAUCAUCUCAUCCCCGGUUGUUUUCUUUCAGUUUGCCUCCUUUUUUUUCUCUCAUGCAGACCUGCCUAAAGACAUGCACAGGUGCAUGCAAACACAGACAUCUUCUAGCUCAGUUCACCUACUCUUCCUGCACUUAUGUUUCCAUAGAAAUAUGUUUAUGUUGGACCAGCUUUUCAUUGCUGUCAUACAUUAAACAAAGCACAGUAAAGGUAGAUUUUAGACCUGGUGAUAUGUGCACUUCUCCCUGUUUCUGGCCUAAAUUUUUUCCUGACCUUAUUCAGUGAUGCAUACCAGAUUCAGAGAUAUUGUAUCUGCCAUUAGUGGAUUGUUUUUGUUUUUGCAAAGUUUGACAGAGAAGUAGAUUCAGCUUUUAUCAUUUCUUGAUCAGCUGACUCACUGCCAUAAAACAAAAGAAAUGAGGAAGCCCUGUUUCUUCUUUUCCACCAUUACUGUUUGUGCUUUUUUGCAUCUUACACAUUAAUCAUUUGCAGGUGCGUGUUACAGGGUGUAAGCAUGAACACAUGUGCUGAACUGUGCACCAGAGGGUCCAUGUCAGUAUUCUGCUAAUGCAGUGAUGUGCUCUUAAUCACUGCUGCACAUGUAAAUAUUUCUGAAAUCCAUUUUUAAUUUUAUGCAGUUGUUUGUUGGGAAAGGAACUAGGAUUUACAUUUGUAGGUGUGUGGUGGAUGGGCAUUUUUCAUUCGGGGUUCACUUGUAGUUUGAGUUUAGCUGUGUUUUCUUUUAGAUUUGAAAAAAUGACCUUUUCUUUAAAUCAAAAUUCAGAUUUUCUUUUGUGCAUUUAAACAAUGUAGUGGAACAUGUUUUAACAGAAGUAGAAUGUAUCGAGUCUAGUAAAACAUAUUCCACAUCUAGACUCAGUAUAUAUUAUCUUUAUUAAAGUGUUUAAGUGGAAUUUAUAGACCCAAAUUAAGCUAUAACAUCGGUUGGAAAUGGUGAAUAAUUAUUUGGUUUGUUCAGAACUAGAUUUAUUUUUUGAAAAGGUACACUUGCAAAUUAAGCUGUACAAUUCGAGGAUACCAAGACAUUGUUGGACCAUUAUAAGGUUAUUUGCAGGGUAUUUUUUCAUGACAAAAAGGAAAUGUUUAUGCAUUUGUGAUGUUAUGAAGGGUAUAGAAGUAAAGGAAGAUGGUGUUUCUAUGUUGGAAUGAUUAUUGAUGCAAUGCAAAGUAUGGAUGCAUGGACACAUUUGGCAUUCUCCAAGGAUGCUAGCACUAGAAGUUAUCAAAUUCAUUGCAAGGCUGUCUUCUGUUGUCCUGUUUGAAGGGACAGUAAAAUAGCUGGAAAAAAUUUUCCCUUUAGUAAAAUUAUUUUUAGCAUGUGCUUUUUUGAGCCAUUUAUUUAUGGACCUUAAAUGUUUUCCUAUCAAUGCAUACAUUUAUUUAAAAAGUGAUUAGAGAAAACUGGAAAUAUGUGACUUCCAUAGUUUUGGUCUCAGGUGUCUGAGAUCUUAGAGAUUUGAGCAAACUUCACAGCUUUAAUUCUUGAUAGCUGUACACUUCACUGAUAUAGUGCAAAUGCCAGAUGUUUAUUAAAAACAAAAUGUUCUCCCCUUGUUUAAACAAAGGCUGUGUAAAAGGCUGAUGUGUCCAAAUUUUUUUUUUUAUCAUGUGACUGAAUUAAUUGCAAGGUACUGAAUACUCAAAAUCCAAGCAAAUAACACUGAUUGUUUUGUAAAAUGCAAACCUUUGAGCAUUGAAAUUCUUAUCUUCAGACCGUUUUGUUCUCUGUACCAUCACCAAAGUAGGCCUGCUGUUAUGGUAAUAGUUUAUUAGCAUGAAGCUCUUGCAAAAGCUUUACAAUAUCUUUCAAUAAUGAAAAACUCCAUGAAUGAAAUUUAAAUAAUGCAAGUACAAACUAAUGAUAAUGGUAUUUUCAGUUACCAACUUUGAGCUUAAUUUCAUGUUUGACUGUGUUAGCCUUUAAUGUGUAAAUUAUCAUUAGUUGUAUGUCGCUGUUACACUUAGAAAGGUGAACUAGACAUCACAAAGAAGUUUAUGUGAGUCAUCUUGAUUAUAUACACAGAGGUAAAUCCUAAAGGAAAGAAAACAUGAGUCAGAAACUGAUGUGCACAUCAUUUCUUCAUCAAUUUGAAUAAAACUUUGAUAUCUAAAAACUUUUGCCAGUGUGUUCACAUGCAGCACACAAUGGUUAUAUUCACACUGUCUGAUGCAUUAAUUGUAGAGACUUUACUGAUACAGCCUGUUGUGGUUUGAAUCAUUUUGAUGAAAGAUGUUCAGUUGUUAGUAUGCUGUGAAAUUGAAGUGGUCUCUUCAAGAGAUUCACUUUUGUUGUUAACAAUCUUCUACAUAGGUGUUUGAAAUGGUAAGGGUUUGUGAGAGAAUCUGUGAGUGUGUCUGUGUGUGCAUGUACACAUGCGUAUGUGCAUGUGUCAUGAAAAAGCUGUGAAUUGGUAUAAAGGACAUGUUUUAAAAAUUGUGUGUUUUACAAGUCGUUUUUGCACCUAGUGCAAUGGACUAUUCUCCUUUGAAUCUGCAUUAAGUCUCUACAUGGCUUUCUUUGCACUGUCAAGUGCAUUCCAUUGUGCACAGUUAGGAGCCAUGAUAAUUGUGAACGUUUGUAAGUCUUAAAGGUUCAUUUCAUCACCUGUUAGUUUAUAAAUGUACUCUCAAUUUUCAAAGGAAAGAUAUUGAGAUAUCUUAAAUGUUCCACGUGGAACCAUGCACUUUGAAUGUUUUUUUCAAGAGAGAAUGUGUGUGUGUGCAUGAUUGUGCUUGCACAUGUGCAUGGAUGCAAGUAAACAUGGCUGUGGUCAGCUUGAUUAAAGCGCCUGGGUGUCCAUCUCUUUGUGCCUUCUAGAAUGACAAUUUGGCUGCUAAUAGCUGUUGAUUUUGUGCCAGAUCUUUAGCCGACUGGUGCUUCAAAACCCCUUUGCCCCUUACCAUUAGAGAAUUCCAAAUUCGAAAUGCAGCUUUGUGGACAGCUGUGUUCAAAUCCAUUUUCUUGACAGAAUCAUAUAAGUAGUUUGUGACUAACAAGUUUUUUGGCAGUCCACAAUGCAUUAGUAUCUGAAAUUUAUAAUACAAAAUGCCUAUACCCAUUAAAAGUGCACUUUAUAGAAGUGGUCAGUGUAAAUGAGCUUUUGGGUACAUUUCUUUCCAGUCUCCCAGUGUGUUAUUUGCUUGUGUUUUUAACUGUGUCUAGACACCAGCUGCAAAAACAUUCCUAUUGUUUUGGUGUCUCAAAAAUGAUACUAUUAUCGUUCACCAAACAACUCUGUCAAGCAGCCUUGAAUUUCUAUGCCAAAGAUGAUGUGGCUGAAGUGGAAUCAUCUUGGAAUGUGUGCAAACAAAUCUUUGAAUAAAUUGUCUCACUGUUAUAAUUUGUUAAGAAACAGCUACAUCUUUUUGUCUUGCAAGGUGUUGAUUUUUGUCUGAUUUCCAGUUUAUACUUGCAGAAGUUGAGAGAAAAUAGACUUUGGAAAAUAUGUAUAUCAUUUUCAGCUGUAGCUUUUUGGUAUAACAUUAAGUCUUUCUCAUUUAGAGUCAGGGAAUCCCAAAUUGGUGCUUAUAAAAUACAUCAUAUAUAGUAGGAAGAAGAAUUUCAUUUCUUCAGGUCUGACAUAGAACUGACCAGAAAAUGGCAUUGUAUUUUGUUAUUUUCUCUUUUUAGUUAUAACUGAAGUUUUUGUCUAAAUAUAUCUUUGGAAAAAUAUUACAUUUCUAUUAGUAAAAAGUGAUGGAAUACUGAAAGAAAAAUGAUAUAUAACAGAUAACAUACUUCUUGCAUUCUGUCAAGCACAUCUUAAUGAAAAUCACAGCAGAUAGCAUUUAAGAUGCUCACCUAUUAUUAUUAUUAGUAGUAGUAGCAGCAACAGAAGCAGCAGAAGUAUAUGCACACUGUGGUGUUGAUUACAGAAAGAGCACAGAGAAAUGCUGUUUUUGUAAUCCCAGGUGUACAGUGGUGUUACUCAUUUUAAAAGUAACUUAAGUCUGCACCAGACGAUAAGACUAAGUCACAAGUAAAUUCAAACAAAUUAACAAAUAUGACACAGGCAGGCUUAACUGCAUUGAUGAUCUGAACAGUCUUGCCAAUUAUUUAUUAUUUCACUCAGAGCACUUUUUGCAAACUUGUAACAGUCUUUCAUAAAAAUAUGUGUCAUUUAAUGUUGUUUCCUGCUACGAAAAAGAUAAAAAUGAAAUACCAUUAAAGUACCAAAUGUAUCAACAGGAAUUGUGCAGGGGCCCAGACUUUAGAGGUGCUAAAUUUGACAGUAAGGAACUGCUUGCUGGACCUAAUUUUAUCCUAAUUGAUGGCAUAAAAUCUAUUAAGUGUAAUAAAGAACAAGCUAGGGCAGGUCUAACUCUUUAACAUUUACGAAUGCAAUAUGUUAAUGUGUACAUUUCUCUUGCACAGGUACACAUGUAUACAUCAACUUUCUUUUUUUAUUAUUAUUCUCAUUAAAAAGAUAAGUUUUUACUCAAGCUCCCUAAAGAUAUUUAAGCUAUCAAAAAUAAUCUGUAACAUGAAGGUGUUACAUCGACUAUAUUUUUUUGAAGUAUGGACAAAGUGCUGUCUACAGCUCCCAGACUAUACUAUGACAUGCACAUUUUUUAUUUUAAAGGACAUGGGACAAUCACUUAAAAAUACUGAAAUAAACAUGAUGGGAAAUAAAUACAUCCAUUGCCAGAUUUUUCUAAAUAGUGACAUUUAUAUAAUUUAAAAAUAUUUUUAAAUAGGGCAAAAUGUACGCUAUACAACUUGCUUUUGACACCAUCACCCUCACCCCCAAUCUCUCAACAUGCUGUCUACUGUGACAUGGAUGUUGUGUUGUUCACAAAUUUUCGUGGAUCUUCAUGGAUCAUUAGAUACUUUUCAGGAUUGACAGGCAGUGCCAGUGAUCAGAAACUAGUCCGUAACUACUAGAGCUUAAAGUUUACCUUUUUAUGCCCAUAUUGUUUAAUCAUUUGCACUCAAUUUAGUUUUCCUUUUAUACUUUUUGGAAGUCUAAAAAAAGUUAUAUAAAAGUGAAUACUUACUUCAAUGACAUGGCAUUGAAAACUAGGAAGAGUUUGACAUGUCAAAAUGUUGCCUGGUUUGAACUUACUUUACAUAAGCAUUUUAAAUUAUUUAUCGUGUUAAUCAGAUAUAAACAAGAGAGAGAGACAAAGGGGGAAAUUAUAGCAAUUUCAGGAACCAGAUGAUUAUGGUAGCUUUUAUUUUCAAUCGUUUUCUCAGGGAAUAUUAUUAUAACCGGCUCAGAACUACGUUUUAUAUGAAAGCUUUGUAAAUCUGCUGUUAAUUUAGUUACACCUAUUUGUAUGUGCAUGUGCAGUAUGUAUUGUAUUUUUCAUAUUGUCCAUGAACGAAGUAAUUGUUUUUAUUUAAGCUGCAUGCUUUUCUUUGCUCUUUAAAUUUUUUUAUGUUGCAAAAACUCUUGAAUUUUGGAGACUGAAAAGAGUUGUUUUGUCAUUGUAGCUCUAACCCACCCAUUUUCUUUUCUUUUUUUUUUGUGUGUAUGUUUUUGUUUUUGUUUUCUUAUUGUACCAGUCCUGGCUGUUCUUGCCAGAUGAAAACAGAAGUUAUUUAAAAAGUGUCAAAAUUUAAACAUUGUUUUUCUUCACCUUGCACUUUUUUUCAUCAACAAAAGCUAUUACAGAAGCAAUAUUACAAAUAGAAGUACUGCUAUCAGAAAAAUUGUGUACAAAGCAGUCAGGAUUGCCUGUGUCAUAACAUUAUCAUAUUCAGGAGAUGAUUUGAGCAAGCCUGUGUCUUCACAUUAAACUGUGUGUUUUGAGGAAUGUUACUAUGGACUCCCUCCCAUGACAUUUGUCAAAAAUAAAAUGGUGCUCAGAUUUAAAGUAUUGGAUGGCUUUAUGUGAAGACAAUUCCUUAAGCAUACUGACAUCUCAGAGUUUCUUUUUUUUAACUGUACUAAUAAUUUAACUUGAAUAAUAAUUGAUUUUAGACUACAUUUUCUGUUCUGGAAUAUUUUAUUUCAUUCAAGUGGAGAUAAAAUUAAGAAAGUUUUCAUGUAUUGCUUGACUGACGCAUAGUACUUCUCACUUUUCAUGUUGAUUGCACUUUCAGCGUCAAUCCUGAAAUGUUUGAUAGGCAAUAAAUACCAUAAACUGCUCUAUGUUGUUAUACAUGUUAUACGUGAAUUCUGCAGACUCAAAUGUUGUCAAGAAUACUCACCAAAAUGACACAAAAUCUCAUGAAAAAGCUAUGCAUGACCCACUACAUACAAGCAAUAGUGAGCUUAAGACACACUCAACACAUAGGGAAAUAAAAGGAAAAAAAAAAGAG